Scutellospora calospora is the source of this 417-nucleotide messenger RNA. Lineage: Eukaryota; Fungi; Glomeromycota; Glomeromycetes; Diversisporales; Gigasporaceae. The record is from the annotation of a GenBank genome assembly.
AUGAGUCGUAGACAAUAUAUUAAGGGAGCCGCAUGUAAAAAUUGUAAGUCUAAGAAACACAGAUGCGAUAAUGAAAAGCCUCAAUGUAGAUAUUGCGCAAAACGAAACCUUAAAUGUGAACGGGUAAACUGGAAAAAGCGUGGUCGUAAAUCAAACGAUACCCCUUUUCAAAUAAUCAGCCCUGCAAUAACUAUUAACCAAAGAAAUUCUGAUUGUCGCGAACAGUCUCUGGCAUUUGACGAUAUUUUUUCGCAUUAUUACGAGGAUAUUGGUAGAUCUGUUGAGCAAACACAUAUACCCGUAAAUCAAGACGAUUCAUUCUACAAUACCGAUAUGAAUUUGUUGAAUAAUUAUGAAGUUAAUUUCAAUUCUCAAGGCGAAAAUUUUUAUGAAGGCCUAUAUUAUUUGUUUUGUUAA